This is a messenger RNA of Carassius auratus (goldfish), 1546 nucleotides long. RefSeq names its product platelet-activating factor acetylhydrolase-like. The coding region runs from base 79 to 1407 and encodes 442 amino acids. Gene Ontology annotation, molecular function: 1-alkyl-2-acetylglycerophosphocholine esterase activity. NCBI's taxonomy places the organism in Eukaryota, Metazoa, Chordata, Actinopteri, Cypriniformes, Cyprinidae. The transcript is spliced from 11 exons. The record is from RefSeq and is a predicted model, not a curated record.
UCUUUGACUCUGAGUCGAGUCGAGGCUCCUCCUGCUGCUCAAGCUGAGAUUCGAUGUUUGUUAGCCUUGCUAACGUCGAUGUGUUCUGUUGGCAGACUCUUUCAGCUGACUCUGGUCAAGAGGAUAUAUGAAUGGUCCAAGUCAACGUCGAGUUUAAAGUCUCUACCUAAGUGGAACUGGUUGGCUGUUUGCACAAUGGGUAAUUCAAGCGGGCACAACACUCUGGGUAUCCCGCCAGGAAAAGGACCCCACCAAGUGGGAUGCGCAGACCUGAUGGUGGGGCACACAGUCCAAGGUGCAUUCUUGAGACUCUACUAUCCAUGCCAUGCAUUCAAGAAUCCUCAUAUGCCAGAUUGGGUCCCGUGCAAGGAGUAUUUCAAUGGCCUCGCAGACUUUAUGAAUAUGAGCAGAGCACUAAGUGAAAGAAUUUUUAACUACCUCUUUGGGUCUUAUAAAAUCCCAGCAGCCUGGAAUGCAUCAUUUAAACCAGAUGGGAAAUAUCCUGUUAUUAUUUUCUCUCAUGGACUGGGAGCUUUCAGAACAUUGUACUCAGCCAUAUGCGUUGAAAUGGCUUCCCAGGGCUUCAUUGUUGCAGCUGUGGAGCACAGGGAUGAAUCUGCUUCUGCAACUUUCUACUUCAGAGAACAUACUGAGCCAGGAACAAAAAAGCAUCCAUCAUGUGACCUAGCCAAGCCUGUGUCUGAUAAUCUAGAAGAGGUUUGGAUGUACUACAGGCCGUUGAAACCAGACGAAAAGGAGUUUCCUCUUAGAAACAAGCAAGUAAAGCAAAGAGCAGAUGAAUGCAUCAGAGCCUUGGAUAUUCUCAUUGACAUCAAUUCAGGAAAGUCUGUGGAGAACGUACUACAGAGUGACUUUGAUUUGUCAGCAAUGGAGAACUCCAUGGACUUGUCUAGAACAGCGAUUAUGGGACAUUCCUUUGGAGGCGCGACGGUGAUCGAAUGUUUGAGCAAGGAUGUCAAAUUCAACUGUGGUGUGGCACUGGACACCUGGAUGGUUCCUCUGGAUGAGGAGAUCUUCCCUGGAGUAAAGCAGCCAAUCUUUUUUAUUAACUCUGAAAAAUUCCAGUGGAUUGAGAAUAUCAUCCGUAUGAAGAAGCUGGACUCUGCCAUCUUUUCUAGAAAAAUGAUAACCAUCAAAGGGACAGUCCAUCAGAGCUUCCCAGAUUUCACAUUUCUUACCGGGAAGUGUAUUGGAAGGUUCAUGAAGCUAAAAGGAGAUAUAGAUCCACACAUAGCCAUGGAUCUUUCCAACAAAGCAACUUUGGCUUUUCUUCAACGCCACUUAAAUAUGGACAGAGACUUUAAUCAGUGGGAUCCUUUAAUUGAUGGAAAAGACGACAACUUGAUUGCAGGAACCAAUAUUACUAUCCCUCCAUCAUCUAUUUAAUCGAUUAAGAUGAAAUAUAUGUAAUCUUGCAAACGCACAUGUAACAAAUGGAGUCAAAAGGUUACAUAUUUGAGCAAGAGCCAAUCUAUCACUAUGAAAUUCCAUAAAAGACUAUAUUUUGAGUACGAUUGAAUUUGCA